AUGGAGAAUUGUUCAGAAGUGAAGGAGUUCAUCCUUGUGGGAUUAACAGAUACCCCAGAGCUUCAGGUUCCCCUCUUCAUAAUAUUCACUAUCAUCUACCUCAUCACUGUGGUGGGGAACCUGGGAUUAAUAAUUCUGAUAUUGGGGGACUCUCGUCUUCACACACCCAUGUACUUUUUCCUCAGCAAUCUCUCUCUGGUAGAUUUGGGUUACUCUUCAACUAUUACUCCUAAAGUGAUGGCUGGAUUCCUCCCAGGGGACAAAACUAUCUCCUAUAGUGGGUGUGCUACACAGAUGUACUUCUUUGCAUACUUUGCCACAAUUGAAAGUUAUCUCCUGGCUGUUAUGGCCUAUGAUCGCCAGGUGGCUGUAUGUAAGCCCCUCCAUUAUACCACCACUAUGACAUCCUGUGUGUGUGCUAGCCUGGCCAUUAGCUGCCAUAUCUGUGGUUUUAUUUUUUCUUCCAUUCACACAGGAAAUACCUUCAGCCUCUACUUUUGUGAUUCUAACAUAAUCCAUCACUUUUUCUGUGAUAUUCCAGCCCUUUUGGUCCUUUCCCGCUCUAUGUCCUAUAUCCAUGAAGUAGUCAUCUUCUUUGCUGUAGGAUUCACUGUAUCCUUUGACCUUUUUUUCAUUCUGAAAUCUUACUUUUUCAUUUUCAUUGCCAUUUUGAGGAUGCGUUCAGCUGAAGGACGCCAGAAAGCAUUCUCUACCUGUGCUUCCCAUCUCACAGCUGUGUCUAUAUUCUAUGGGACAGUGAUGUUCAUGUACUUACAACCUAGUUCCAAGCAUUCCCUGGACAUCGACAAAAUGGCUUCAGUGUUCUACACCAUGGUCAUCCCCAUGUUGAAUCCUCUGGUCUAUAGUCUGAGAAAUAAGGAAGUCAGCAGUGCUUUAAGGAAAAUCAUUGACAAGACAAAGCCUUCAUUAGGUAUUUCUUUUUAA
This is a messenger RNA of Antechinus flavipes (yellow-footed antechinus), 945 nucleotides long. Its product is annotated as olfactory receptor 5B12-like. Gene Ontology annotation, molecular function: olfactory receptor activity; odorant binding; G protein-coupled receptor activity. The record is from RefSeq and is a predicted model, not a curated record. Gene Ontology annotation, biological process: G protein-coupled receptor signaling pathway; sensory perception of smell. Gene Ontology annotation, cellular component: membrane. NCBI's taxonomy places the organism in Eukaryota, Metazoa, Chordata, Mammalia, Dasyuromorphia, Dasyuridae. Bases 1 to 945 code for a protein of 314 amino acids. The transcript has a single exon.